Messenger RNA from Pogonomyrmex barbatus (red harvester ant), 3952 nucleotides. RefSeq names its product nuclear transcription factor, X-box binding stc (gene stc). Lineage: Eukaryota; Metazoa; Arthropoda; Insecta; Hymenoptera; Formicidae. Gene Ontology annotation, biological process: negative regulation of transcription by RNA polymerase II. Gene Ontology annotation, molecular function: zinc ion binding; DNA-binding transcription factor activity, RNA polymerase II-specific; RNA polymerase II transcription regulatory region sequence-specific DNA binding. The record is from RefSeq and is a predicted model, not a curated record. Gene Ontology annotation, cellular component: nucleus.
CUAUAUUUUCUCUAUAUUCUCUAUAUUAUUCCAAAAAUGUCGGAAAAUGUAGAUUGCCUACUUAUUGACGACGCGUUGAUAUUUGAAUAUAUAGUACCACCACUCGGUGGCUUCCAUUAGGGGGUGCCGUAACCGCCGCUGGGACGGGAAAGGGAUUAAAAAAGAUUCGUUAGGACAAGGUCAUUCCGAGACACGCGCGGUCUAACGUAACAUAUUGCAAUUUGACGAAACGAAUCGCUAUCUCUCGUUCUCUCCUUCGCGAGGAGGCUCUCCGAUCUCGGCAGAUAAGAGAAGAGAGCUGCUUGUUUAUCAGCGUUUCCAAUCACGCGAAGUUUCGCGUUACUGUGCAAUCGCGGCGAUGGCCACCUGGGAUGGCUCGUAUCAGGAGGACCCGAAUUACUUCGUGUACGCCGAUGGGAGUGCGGCCAACGCUAUCACGGGAGACUGGCCGUAUAUCUCUGGGAACUCCAGAAACUAUUAUCCGGCAGCCGAGGGCGGUCAGCGCGAGCAGAGCGGCGGCUCAGCCACAGCUUUCUAUCAGCACCCGUCGAACAUGGUGCCUUUGGGAAACAAUAUCUACGAGGAACGUGUACUGCCAGGCUCCUCAUCCGUGGAAAAUACGCGGGCCUCAAACACCGUCCAUGCAACAUCGCGCAACAAGCCGCCCUUCUCCCGUGGCGGUUACAGACUGAGAUCUAGAGGUACUCGCAUGCCCGGCAAACACACGCCGCCAGGCGUGUCAUCAUCGUCGUCGGCGUCGACAUCGGCGUCGGCGGGCGACGUUUUUAUUCAGUCUAGCGUAGUAGAGAACUCCAAUCUGCAUCCCAUGGCUAACGAAUUCGUGCCGAAUAAUCAGGUAAGAUUCAAGAAGAAUUCCAGAUUUGGCAAAAGAUUGGAUGAACAGGGCAACGCCGCAGGAAAAGGUUUUAAUACCUAUGCGCAGGAAUUCAAACCAAAAUCGACCUCGAUGGACAACAGGUACAAAGGCGAGAAGCGUUACGAUAAUAGAAGGGAUAUGAGUUACAGGCAGAGAAACUCGCAGCAAGACAUGCAAUUGAGAUCGGGCUACAGGGGUACUCAUAGAACGUACAACACGAGAAAUUAUAAUAAAUUUCAGAACGGCAAAUAUUACAAUAAGAAGCAUCAAUCAGAUGUAUCCUUCAUGGAACAGAAUAUCACUGGAGAAGUUCACUCAUUUACAGUUGAAGCUUCUGAUUCAGCUACAACUAAUAGUCAAGAAAAUAAGAUUGUUGUUGAGGAGAUUCAGGAAAAUGACUCGUCUUCGGAUACAAGGAUCAGUAGAAAUAAAGAAGAAACGCUGACGCAUGAUAAUAACGAUUCGGGAAAUAUGCCCUUGAAAAUUUCUGAAGCACAACGAAACGGUAGAUCUAAGCGAUUCGCCAAUACAUCUAAUAAUUAUAAAUAUAAUCCAGAUGAUAUGCAAUCUGAACCUAGUGCUAGAUACAAGACAACAGGAAGACAAAUACAAAGAAGAAAUGAGACAAGUUACAAGGAGAAGAAACUAGAAAAUUGGAGAGACAGGACAGAGAAUAAUGAAAUGACACGUGCAGGGCAGGGGAAAAAUUUGAAGAAAAAAUUUGACAUUGAUGAUGACGCGAGUCAAAGGGAGAGAUUAACUGAACAAUUGAACAAGGGAACAUUGGAAUGCUUGGUCUGUUAUGAACACAUCAAGCAAAAUGACUACGUUUGGUCUUGUAGUAAUUGUUAUCAUGUAUUGCAUUUGAAAUGCAUCAAAAAAUGGGCAAAAUCAUCCCAAGGUGAGAAUAACAGUUGGAAAUGCCCGGCUUGUCGAGACGUUAGUUUUCUCGUGCCUGAAGAUUACGUCUGCUUUUGUGGAAAGAUGAAGAUGCCAGAGUGGAACCGCAGAGACGUGGCACACUCGUGCGGCGAUAUCUGCGGCCGACACUUGUCCAAGAAUAAUUGCACGCACAAAUGCACUCUGCUUUGUCAUCCUGGCUCUUGUCCGCAAUGUGUGGCGAUGGUGACUAAAUACUGCGGAUGCGGGAGAACGUCGCAAAUGCUACUGUGUAGCGCUCAUCAAUUGUUGAUGUGCGAUUCGAUAUGUGGAAAAGAUCUAUCGUGUGGCAAGCACACCUGCCAAAGAAAAUGCCAUCAAGGAGAAUGCGGGCCCUGCGACAAAAUUGUGCGACAAACGUGUUUUUGUAGUAAGAAAAUUCAGGAAGUACCUUGUCGAGCCAAUGUCGCAGAUACGUACUGCUGUGAUAAUAUUUGUAACAAACCAUUGGAUUGUGAGAAACAUUAUUGUCAGAAAAUCUGUCAUUCGGAACCUUGUGAAUCCUGUUCUUUGACGCCCGAAAGAAUUACAAUGUGUUGCUGCGGUCAAACACCGUUAACGGAGAAGAGAGAGAGCUGCAUGGAUCCUAUACCGACUUGCGAAAAAAUCUGCUCAAAGCGCUUGAAAUGCGGCCAGCCUAGUAAUCCACAUAUUUGUAAGGCACCGUGUCACACGGGAAAAUGCCCAGAAUGUGACUUGACUACUGACGUUAAAUGCCGAUGCGGUAAUAUGGAUCGCGAGAUCGCUUGCAAGGAUCUAACGAGUAAGGCCGAUGACGCACGCUGCGAAAAACGCUGCAAGAAAAAAAGAUCCUGUGGCAAACACAACUGUAAUCAGCUAUGCUGCAUCGAUAUCGAGCAUAUCUGUCCAUUGCCAUGUUCAAAGACCUUAAGCUGUGGUCGGCACAAGUGUCAGGAGAGAUGUCACAUGGGAAGAUGUUCACUUUGCUUGGAAAGCAGCUUUGAAGAGUUGUACUGUGAAUGUGGUGCUGAGGUAAUCUAUCCGCCAGUACCAUGUGGUACGAGGAGGCCUACUUGCAAUCGGCCGUGUUCGCGCGAACAUUCUUGUGACCAUGAGGUGCUGCACAAUUGUCACAGCGAGCCCACGUGUCCACCUUGCAGCGUUCUAACUCAGAGAUGGUGUCACGGCAAACACGAGCUUAGAAAGGCGGUACCAUGCCAUGUGAAAGAAAUUUCAUGCGGUCUGCCUUGUAACAAGCCGUUGAUAUGCGGACGGCAUAAAUGCAUCACGAUGUGUCAUUCUGGACCCUGUGAGAAAUCCGGACAGCAAUGUACACAACCAUGCACUACAACGAGAGAGUUGUGUGGGCAUAUUUGCGCCGCUCCAUGCCACGAAGGAAAAUGUCCAGAUACACCUUGCAAAGAGAUGGUUAAGGUUACAUGUCAGUGUGGACAUAGAACUAUGAGUCGUGUCUGUGCCGAUAACGCGCGAGAAUACCAAAGGAUAGCAAGCAACAUUUUAGCUAGUAAGAUGGCUGAUAUGCAGCUCGGUCAUUCUGUCGAUUUGGAAGAAGUGUUUGGACAAGGCGCGAAGAAGCAAAAUCAGUUGAAGACUCUGGAGUGCAACGAUGAGUGCAAGACGAUAGAAAGAAAUAGAAGACUUGCAUUAGGACUACAAAUCGUCAAUCCGGACUUAAGCGGCAAACUGAUGCCCAGAUACAGUGAUUAUAUGAAACAGUGGGCUAAGAAAGACCCGCAUUUCUGUCAAAUGGUUCAUGACAAGUUGACAGAGUUGGUACAAUUGGCGAAGACGUCCAAGCAAAAAUCUCGAAGUUACUCAUUUGAUGUUAUGAACAGAGAAAAACGUCAUUUCGUACAUGAGUCAUGCCAGCAUUUCGGCUGCGAAAGUCAGGCGUACGAUGAAGAACCGAAGAGAAAUGUUGUUGCUACUGCCGUGAAAGAUAAGUGUUGGUUACCAAGCUAUAGUUUACUGGAAGUGAUACAGAGAGAAAAAGGACAAAGGAAAGUUCCAGGUCCGGUACUCAAUGCUUCGAAAGGAAAUAACUCUACAAAGACUGUUCUUUCAUUACCUAUAAAACAAAAUCAGCAAUCGCUGCCAUCAUCUUCAACUAAAACUGCUGACAAAGAGAUAGAUUAUUUUGACUAUCGAGGAUAA